GCCCCGCGCCCGCAGCUCGCCCAGGCGGAGUCAGUCCGCGCUCCGCCCGCCGCGCUUCGGGCUCGGAGGUCCGGACUCCGGGCUCGCCGCCUGCUGGGCCGGUUCCGCGCCCCGCACUCUCGCGCCCCGCGCCCGGGCGGAGCGCACCAUGCCGCAGCUGGACUCCGGCGGGGGCGGCGCGGGCGGGGGCGACGACCUAGGCGCGCCCGACGAGCUGCUGGCCUUCCAGGACGAAGGCGAGGAGCAGGACGACAAGAGCCGCGACAGCGCCGCGGGCCCGGAGCGCGACCUGGCCGAGCUCAAGUCGUCGCUGGUCAAUGAGUCCGAGGGCGCGGCGGGCGGCGCGGAGGUCCCGGGGGCCGGCGCCGGGGCCCGCGGCGAGGCGGAGGUCGGGGCUGAGGCGCUCGAACGGGAGCACACUUCGCAGAGACUUUUCCCCGACAAACUUCCAGAGUCUCUGGAGGACGGCCUGAAGGCCCCAGAGUGCGCCAGCGGCAUGUACAAAGACACCGUCUACUCCGCCUUCAAUCUGCUCAUGCACUACCCGCCCCACUCGGGAGCAGGGCAGCACCCCCAGCCGCAGCCCCCGCUGCACAACAAGGCCAGCCAGCCAGCCCACAGCGUCCCACAACUCUCUCCUCUCUAUGAACAUUUCAGCAGCCCCCACCCUACACCUGCACCAGCCGACAUCAGCCAGAAACAAGGAGUUCACAGGCCUCUGCAGACCCCUGACCUCUCUGGCUUCUACUCUCUGACCUCAGGCAGCAUGGGACAACUCCCCCACACUGUGAGCUGGCCCAGCCCUCCUCUCUACCCCUUGUCCCCUUCCUGCGGAUAUAGACAGCACUUCCCUGCCCCCACUGCAGCCCCUGGCGCCCCCUACCCCAGGUUCACCCACCCACCCCUGAUGCUAGGCUCUGGUGUGCCUGGCCACCCCGCGGCCAUCCCCCACCCGGCCAUCAUACCUCCCUCAGCGAAGCAGGAGCUGCAGCCGUAUGACCGCAGCCUGAAGACGCAGGCAGAAUCCAAGGUGGAGAAGGAGGCCAAGAAGCCAACCAUCAAGAAGCCCCUGAACGCCUUCAUGCUGUACAUGAAGGAGAUGAGAGCCAAGGUCAUCGCAGAGUGCACACUCAAGGAGAGCGCGGCCAUCAACCAGAUCCUAGGCCGAAGGUGGCACGCGCUGUCUCGGGAAGAGCAAGCCAAGUAUUAUGAGCUGGCCCGAAAGGAGAGGCAGCUGCACAUGCAGCUGUACCCAGGCUGGUCAGCGCGGGACAAUUAUGGGAAGAAGAAAAGGCGGUCACGGGAGAAGCACCAGGAAUCCAACACAGAUAACUCUCUUCACUAUUCCUAGGAGGAAAAAGAAAUGCAUUCGGUACUUACCCGGAGAAGGCCGCUGCCCCAGCCCCGUUCCUUCCGAUGACAGUGCUCUAGGCUGCCCCGGGUCCCCAGCCCCCCAGGACUCGCCCUCAUACCUCCUGCUGCCCCACCUCCCCACAGAACUGCUUGCUAGUCCUGCGGAGCCGGCGCCUACAUCACCAGGGGUCUCAGCCGCUCUCAGCCUCCCAGCCCCCUGGACCCCCCCAGGCCCUCCCCGGCACCCUGCAGAGUACACAGGUGCAACGACAGGAAUCUCAGAGACAGGCAGCCUAGCAUGCACAGGACACCUGGCCGCCUCCAGGGGCCCAUCCUCUGAGAGGAAGCGACAGAGCCCCAAAGCACGUGGACACUGGCCAGGGGCCCUGUUACCUCCCUCUCAGGGAGCAGGCUCAGGAGACUUCCGAGGCUGCACAACUUCUGCCUGAACCUGGGGCCAUCAAUUCCAACUGCUCCAAGUGGUGGGAAUCAGAUCGGUGUUGUGUCAUCUGAUUAAGGGCAUCCCUUGUGCCUACAGCAGCCUGCAUCUAUUCCUUUUAUCACCUGUCUUGCUGGCCAGAUGCCCCCUGCCUCCUCUGCUUUUCUGCUAUAGGUCAUAGAUGGGCGGGACUGAGCCCAGCUGCUUUCCGUACCCUACACCUCCCCAGUCCCACCACUGCCACACCCUCCCCAUACCAGACACUUCAUGGACCAAGAAUGAGCUGGUUUAUGAAACAACACCUCAGCAUGGUCACAACCACAUGCUCAAGAGGACAAUGCUUCUCUCAGGCCCGGAGAAGCCCCAUUGACAGAAAAGGAGUAAUCAUUCUUAAGCUGGACCAGAAGGAAGCCUCUUGCCAUGUUCUCAAGAGCUUGCAAGACAAGGAGGGAAUGGAAUGGGUUAAAUCUAGGCCUAUCACCCUAGGCAACAGGAAUGACCGGACACUACCUUAUCAGGCAAGUAUGGGCAGUGAGACCUACCUGGCUCUGGUUCAGAUUACUUGGAAAUGUUUUCAAGAGAAACUCAACCUCCCCAGAAGCUCUGAUUACCAAGGUCCCAAGCCUGUCUCUAAUGGCUGAACUCAACAGCUGAAAGAAAUUAUGGCCCAAAACCCGGUGUGCAUCCCUCCCUACUCCAAGAGCCUCUGUCACAGCUCCAUUUUCUGCUUUAUCCGUGUCAGUCUUGGCAGCUCUUGAGCAGCUGAGGGCAAACCUCAUGACAGCCAGUGUCUACCUUUCAGCACGAAACAGGCCAGCUUCAGUUUCCCGAUGGGGCUGCAGGAAGGACCAUCACCAUCAAAGCAAGGAGCCCAGAGAACCUCCAGUGGUAGUCAGUGGGUUUUCACCACAGCCUACUUUCCCAUUUCUGAGCCAAGCUUCAACCCUGAGCCUUAAAAAAAAAAAACAAACUUUUAAUUUAAUUUUUUCCCCCUCUUCCUCACUGUACAUAGCCUGAAUCCAAAGAAAAAGGGCUGUUCCUAUACCCGUACAUCCCUCAACAAAAGCCUUUAGUUCCUAACUUUAGCCACUGGCUUCUCAGAAUCCAAAGAACAUAUAUUCUAGUGUAGUGUUGCAAGAAGUCUUGAAAGAAAAGGACUAUUGUAGUGUUCAAAAUAUUUUUGUAUUGUUAAUGCAUCAUCAAACAAAAACUUUUUUAACAUGAGAAUAAAGAUACUUUUUACUGGGUUUCGAAAUUUUUCAAAGCUUGACCCUAAGGAAUAAGCUGUUUCAGUAAUAGAGCUUGACACUCUCCUUUUCUUACCCACAGCCAUAAAACUUGGGGCUUAUUCGCUAUCAUGGGACCCACAUUUUCUCAAGACUUUCAAUCAACAGAAGCCAAAGAUUACUUUCCUCAACUCCCCUAUUGGGGCUUAGGCCCUGCCCAGCCCCAACCACAAGAGCUAAUAAGCUCCCUCUAUGUGUAAACUCCUCAACCCUCGGACCUCACAAGUGAUGCAGGGACAGGCCAGCCUGUAUAUGGGAAUGGGCUGUAAACUGCCACCAAAUACCCACACAACCACUAGGCUCCAUCUUCCUCCCACAGAGAGAAAAGACCCCAACACUCCACAAGCACACAUCCUAUUUUGAAGCAAACCGGAGUCUCUCUUAUAAGCUGGUAUCAGAAAACUUGAAAGAGCAUUUUAAUAGCACCCUUUCCUCCCAAAGCUAAUUGGGUGCUUAAAGUAUCUUCCUAUUUUUAUACAAAUCCUCUCCAGUUUGAUAAAUCUACAGCCUCCUUUUUAACAGCAGUUUCUAUCAUGUUUAAGAAUACUGUUAACUCCUCAAACUCAUCAUGAAUGUAAAAGGUGCAAAGCCACUUCAAUAGGUCAAGCAGAUCCCAAGUCACCAUGCAUUGUAAUGUUCACGGAGAUCUAUUUUUGGGAUUUUAUGUUUAAAAAUAUUUAUAAAUAAAGUCAUCUUCCAGAGUAGUGUCUAUCUAAAGUAGGCCACUGGAAGUUGUAA
Messenger RNA from Callorhinus ursinus (northern fur seal), 3816 nucleotides. Lineage: Eukaryota; Metazoa; Chordata; Mammalia; Carnivora; Otariidae. The record is from RefSeq and is a predicted model, not a curated record.